This is a messenger RNA of Eupeodes corollae, 564 nucleotides long. RefSeq lists its product as uncharacterized. The coding region runs from base 29 to 538 and encodes 169 amino acids. The transcript is spliced from 2 exons. The record is from RefSeq and is a predicted model, not a curated record. NCBI's taxonomy places the organism in Eukaryota, Metazoa, Arthropoda, Insecta, Diptera, Syrphidae.
UGAUAAUUUUUUUAGUAAAACAUACAUAAUGGAGGAAGAUUUGUUGGCAGCAGCAGGAUAUAUGACGUGUGUUGCAGCUGCUUUGUCAUUAUAUGCGUCUGCAAAAGAAAAGCAAGAAACAUCAAAUUCUAAAAAAAGGGAAUGGGUUAAGACAUGGAGACUGAAAAGGAUUGAAAAUAGCUCAUUUAAGUUCUUGUAUGAUGAACUUCGUCUGAAUGACAAAGAUAGUUAUCGUCGUUAUUUAAGAAUGGACGAAGAAUGUUUCAAUGAAAUUUUAAAACUUGUGGAACCCUUGAUUCUCAAAGAGACGACUCAAAUGAGAGAUCCGAUUGAUCCUCGAGAAAGUUUGGCCAUGUUACUACGUUUUCUUGCUACUGGGGAAUCUUACAGGAGCUUGGACUUUCAAACCCGGCUAUCGCACUCAUUCAUUAGCAAAUUUAUACCAAGAUGUUGCUCUGCCAUUUAUUCAUCUUUAAAAGGAAGAUAUUUAAAAUUUCCGAGGAGCUUUAUGGAGUGGGAGGAUGUGGCUGAUGUAUGAUGUGGAUCUUGUAUUGAUAAUCCUUC